Molecule: messenger RNA, 2308 nt
Organism: Phragmites australis (common reed)
Lineage: Eukaryota; Viridiplantae; Streptophyta; Magnoliopsida; Poales; Poaceae
Exons: 3
Coding region: 113-2308 (731 amino acids)
Source: RefSeq, a predicted model, not a curated record
AGCAAAGGAACGCCUAGUUGUGCCGUGCUCAUCACUCUGCCUGUUUCAUUGUCAUUCUACCGUGUUCAUCUCUAGAUAGCGAGUGUUUGAUCCCGGUUAAAAGCCAACAAAAAUGUCGUUCAACGACGAUGAGGAGCCUCCUCCGACGAAGCCUGGGCCGGCGAGGCCGGGGGGGAUCACGGGCCUCCCGACGAGGCAAGUGCAGCUCAGCAAGUACCACAACCCCAACGCACCCAUGGCCCCCAACGAUCAGCAGGUGCUGCUCGAGCUCAAGGGCAUCUCCUCCGCCGCGUCCAGAGCACCACUGGACCUCGUCGCCGUCAUUGACGUCAGCGGCAGCAUGGAAGGGGACAAGCUCGAGAAUGCGAAGAAAGCCCUCUGCUUCAUCAUCCGCAAGCUCACCGACCGUGACCGCCUCUGCAUCGUCCAGUUCGACCACGAAGUCACCCGCCUCUGUCCGCUGCGCUGCGCUACCGAGGCCGUCCGGGCCGACCUCGAGGCCCUCGUCUGCGGCCUCAAGGCCCGUGGCGCCACCAACAUCAAGGCCGGCCUCGAGACCAGCCUCCGCGUCGUCAACGAACGCAAGCUCACCGCCGGCCGCGCCGCCAACAUCAUGCUCAUGUCCGACGGCCAGCACAACGAAGGAGACUGGGACCCCAACACGAACUUCGAUCCCCUCAACAUGCCCGUCCACACCUUCGGCUUCGGCAGAGACCACGACUCUAUAAUGCUGGGCGCCAUCGCAAAGAAGAGCCUGGGCGGGGUUUACAACUUCGUCGAUGACAGCGACAAACUCACUAACCUCUCCGAGACCUUCUCCCAGAUCCUGGCCGGCCUCGUCACCAUCAUCGCCCAGGACCUCGAGCUCACUGUCACGCCGGUCCAGGGCGAGGCCACCAUUAAGAAGGUGGACGCCGGGACCUACCAGCUCAACACCUCCAGCGACGGCUCCUCCUCCGUCACCGUCAAGUUCGGCACCCUCUACAGCACAGAGGAGCGCAGCGUCAUCGUCGAACUCGCGCUCAGCGACCGCACCGCCUUCGAUCCGUACCGCGCUGAUGUCGCCGUGGUCCAGUACAGAUUCACCGCCCAGGGCCAGCAGGUGACCUCCAACCCCGAGCGGAUCACCAUAGACCGCAGCUGGAGAAAGCCUGACCCGGACGACGCGCCGCCACAGUUGCUGAACGAGGUGACCCGGCGGCAGCACGCGGACUCGAUCAGGGAGGCGAUGGAGAUGGCCGACGUCGAAAAAUUGGAGGACGCGCGGAGCAAAUUGGCGGAGGCGCUGAAAGCGCUGGAUCGCAUCGUCGACCCAAUGGUGGACAUGCUCCGGAAGGAGCUGCUGAAGCUGCUGGAGCUCUUCACGACGAAGGAAACCUACAAAAAACAGGGCCGCCCCUACGCCAUCUCCUCGCUCGCCUCCCACGGCCGCCAGCGCUCCGCCGCCAGGGGCGACGCCGAGGACGUCUGGCAGCACGCGGACACGAUCAGGGCGGCGAUGAAGAUGGCCGACGGUGGCAAAUUGCAUGAUGCGCGGAACAAACUGGCGGAGGCGCUGAAAGCGCUGGAUCGUAUCGUCAACCCAAUGGCGGACAUGCUCCGGAAGGAGCUGCUGAAGCUGCUGGAGCUCUUCAAGACCAAGGAGACCUACCAAAAACAGGGCCGCCCCUACGCCAUCUCCUCGCUCGCCUCCCACGACCGCCAGCGCUUCGCCGCCAGGGGCGACCCCGAGGACGUCCGGCUCUUCGCCACGCGACGCAUGGAUACCUACCUCGAGCAGGCCAAGCAACUGGACGAGAAACCCGAAGAGAAGCUGCCAUCUGCCGACGACGACGUCCAGGAAGAGCCGGAGGUGUCGCAAGACGUUCCAGACUCGCCCACCAUCGGGGAGAGGAGGACCUUGUCAGUGGCGCUGCGAGUGCUCACGGCGGUGCUCAGCCUGCUGGCGUUCUCGAUCAUGGCCAGCGCAAGGACGUCAGGGCCGUACAGGUACGACGUCGGAGUGAAUGUGAUCGUCUGCUUCUACUCGGUCGCGCAAGUAUUAGUCGAAAUCCGCCGUCUGGUUUCGCCGAUGUUGCGAAGCACCUCAUACUACUGGGUCACCCUCUUCCUCGACCAGGUGUUGGCGUAUCUCCUCAUGUCGGCGUCGUCGGCGGCGGCGUCUCGCAACCGUCUGUGGGUGUCGAGGUUUGGCACGGACCCGUUCAGCAGCAGGAUCAACACCGCGGUGUGGUUUUCAUUCGUCGGGUUCCCUGCGCUGUCUGCCAACGCGCUCAUCUCCAUGGUUAAUCUCUUCAGCAAGAUCUGA